Messenger RNA from Gavia stellata (red-throated loon), 549 nucleotides. It is a transcript of the gene ENY2, whose product is annotated as ENY2 transcription and export complex 2 subunit. Gene Ontology annotation, biological process: poly(A)+ mRNA export from nucleus; positive regulation of DNA-templated transcription; regulation of transcription by RNA polymerase II. The record is from RefSeq and is a predicted model, not a curated record. Lineage: Eukaryota; Metazoa; Chordata; Aves; Gaviiformes; Gaviidae. Gene Ontology annotation, molecular function: chromatin binding; transcription coactivator activity. The transcript has 5 exons. Gene Ontology annotation, cellular component: nuclear pore; SAGA complex; DUBm complex. Bases 72 to 362 code for a protein of 96 amino acids.
CCCGCGCCCGCUUCCUCCCCCCGGCCGCGGCGGGGGAGCCGCUGGGUUUGUGAAAAAACUAGAUUUCCAAAAUGAAUAAAGAUGCCCAGAUGAGAGCAACCAUUAACCAAAAGCUAAUAGAAACAGGAGAGCGAGAGCGCCUUAAAGAGUUGCUGAGAGCCAAAUUAAUUGAAUGCGGCUGGAAGGAUCAGUUGAAGGCACACUGCAAAGAUGUCAUUAAAGAAAAAGGAUUAGAGCAUGUUACUGUUGAUGAUUUAGUGGCAGAAAUCACUCCCAAAGGCAGAGCCUUGGUACCAGACAGUGUAAAGAAAGAACUCUUGCAAAGAAUAAGAACCUUCCUUGCCCAGCAUGCCAGUCUUUAACUUUGAUGUUCAUCUGGGAUACAGUGUUUCUGUUUCUGUAUUAUGUCAAUCAUGUCAGGAUUGGAAUGCAGUUUCCAUACUUAAGGAUGGAAAAGCAUUAUUACUUUUUUUGUAUGAUGAGUUGAAGUUUCUUUGCACUGCAUUGAUUUCUUAAACUUGGUGUUAUUUUAAUAAAAAAUUUUGUGGA